Chelonoidis abingdonii (Abingdon island giant tortoise) is the source of this 2430-nucleotide messenger RNA. It is a transcript of the gene RNF24, whose product is annotated as ring finger protein 24. The record is from RefSeq and is a predicted model, not a curated record. Lineage: Eukaryota; Metazoa; Chordata; Testudines; Testudinidae. Gene Ontology annotation, cellular component: endomembrane system. Gene Ontology annotation, molecular function: ubiquitin protein ligase activity; zinc ion binding. Gene Ontology annotation, biological process: proteasome-mediated ubiquitin-dependent protein catabolic process.
CAGCCCAGCCUGGCGGCGGGGUGAGGUUCUGUCUGGCCGUCAGCGGGAGCGAGGCGGCUGUGGCGUCGACGGGCUCCCUCCGCCAGGGCGGCAUCUCUGGGGCUGUUUCAACUCGGAAGGGCUCCUAUUCACAGCCUGCAAUUGACUUUAAGUCAAAUAGAGACGAGCUAUGUCCAUCUCCGUUCAGAUGUCCAGUUUUCUCCCAUCCAUGAGCUCAGACUUCCAGCAUUACAGUUUCAGGAUGCCGAACAUUGGGUUUCAGAACCUGCCUCUCAAUAUAUACAUUGUGGUUUUCGGCACUGCCAUAUUCGUCUUCAUCCUUAGUUUACUCUUCUGUUGCUACUUGAUCAGGCUCAGACAUCAGGCACACAAAGAGCUUUAUGCCUACAAACAGGUUAUUCUAAAGGAAAAAGUAAAAGAGCUUAAUCUGCAUGAGAUCUGUGCCGUUUGUUUGGAGGAAUUCAAGCCCAAAGACGAGUUGGGAAUCUGUCCGUGUAAACAUGCCUUCCACAGAAAGUGCCUCAUUAAGUGGUUGGAGGUGCGAAAAGUGUGUCCGCUCUGCAACAUGCCUGUCCUACAGCUGGCACAACGCCAUAAUAAGCAGGACCAUGGGCCUCCCCAGGGACCUCUGCCUGGGGCAGAGAACAUUGUAUAGCUUCUCCCAAGCAAAGGACACUUCCAUCACAAAAACUAUCGCAAAGAUGAAAACAAUGGACUUCUGCAGAGAAUCACAGAUCUCUGAAUCUGUUGCUUACAGCCUUGGUGCAUGUACCGGGAUUCCCUUUGUCUCAUGAAGAGCUCCCACGAUGCACUUUAGGAGAGGGGGCCAGAUGCUUGGACUUCAGAACAACCAAAGCAAUAUGCCACCAGCGCAAGAAGAAGACAAAAGGCAACAACAAGCCUAGUGUUUGGGUUUUUGAGAGCACUUUAUGACAGACCCUGUUGCCGAUAUUACACGUGUAGGCCUGGUACCUGUUUCUGGCUAGUUGACUAUACGGUGUGCUGAGCAGGAGGGAUAAUGUUACAAGUAUAAUAAGAGAACUCACAAAGCAAAGUCUUUCAAGACACUGGCCCUUGGGUACCUUGAAUGGCGGAUCCUAUGCAGCCAGUGGACAUCUUCCCGUCUUAAAAAAACAAAACCAACCUUCACACCCCCUUUAAAAACUGUCUCCGUAAGGCUAAACCCAGUCAGCGGUUACUUCACACUGAAUUGCUAGUGGCCGGAGAAAUGAGCAAGGGUUUUACAUUGUUCCUUUGCAGAGAUUUUGCUGAAGUUGUGGGAUUACUCCGAAGUUUACAUUUUGACAAUGUCCUAUUAGCAUGGACAGCACUAGACCAGUCUGCCAACAGCCUCUAAGACGGUGCAAGCACAUCAGCGCUCUGGGCUGACGUAGUUCCAGGAAAGGUUUGCAGGUAUUGGGCUGGAUCUGUCCAGUAAGGGAACUGGAUCACUCUGUGCACAUAUGGCCUGAUUGUUUCAGAGGUGCUGAGCACCCAUAGGUCCCCAGUCUUCAUCUCUGAAAAUCAACCCUUACGUGACCCUAGAGGAGCAGUGAGGUUGGAUCUGCUCUUGAGAACAUCCGUUGCCCCCCGAGUGUUCUGGGAAGUGAUGGGAUGAUUUCCUACCAAGUGCUGUCAUUAAGCUUGCGUCGGAUACCAGGCACUUACUGCAAACCACACUGCAGCCAUACACGUGUCCGUAUUUGACUCUGCACUAGGAAAGCCCCUUUAAAAAGUCUAAGUCCAAGGCCCAGCGCUUGCACAUUUCCCUUCCCUUCUCGUGUAGUUGGCGAAGCUUGGUUGCAGUACACAGCCUCACUCUCCUGUCUGCACAAUCACAAUCUCAAAGGGCUGACUUAAUCUGAGCGCAGACAGGCCAAGUCCACUAAAUUCAGCAGAGUUGCUACUUCUUACUUCAGAGCCAAUGAUAAACCUUGACUAUCUUGUUUCUUUCUCUUGGCUCUGAAUUAGCGAGAGGUACCAUCGAUCUACCCAUGUCAUUCUGCUGGGGGCCGAGUUAUUCAAGUCGCCCUUUUGAGUGCCUUGGCCCACUUGAAAUCGAUGUGUAUCGGACUAAGCGGUGGGGCACAAGGUCUGUUUGUGUGCGUGCGUCUCUUGGGGUUGAGGAGUACUCCUGGUGUUUGGCUGAAGUAUAUUUAAGCAGGGUAGGUUUCUGAUUUCUAGCUCCACUUUCUGAGUGAUUCAAAAGUACUGACACUGAGAUUCCUGAACUAGACCAAUAAUAAAUAGCACAGGUGCAGGUGGACCAGAGAGAAAUUCUCAUUAAAUGUACAUAGCUAGCCAUUGUCUAAAAUAACGUAAAUGUGCACAUUGCUUACUGCCUUGGCUUGCCAGCCCGUUCUCCUCCUAGGUACACACCUGUGUGCUUAGCAUCUGCUGUAAUGCAGUCCCAGGACAGCCUCACAGCUA